UCUACUUCCGGUAUUUUUCCAAUGACAGAAAAUGAAAACAUUGUAGAAAAGGCAAAUGCAUUUAGGUCGGCUGCACGGUGACUCACAAAGAAUUAUUUGAUGUUGAGCAAAUAAUGGAAGGAAGCUAUAGAGAGUAAAUACUGAUUGAAUGCUUCUGCGCAGGAGUUUACAGUUGUAUAAGUAUACUACCUUAGAAGAUUCUUCUACUUGGAUGGAUGGAAGUAGCUCAGUUUUCCAAGAGUCAUAACAGUUCCGUUAUGAUAGACUCCAGACGGUUUACAAUUCACAGUCAGCCGCAGAAUGCAUUUACUGUCAUGCAUGACUUGCGACUUCGACACAUGCUCUGUGAUGUUGUCAUUACAGUGGAGGGAAAGGAUUUUGAUGCACACAAGGUUGUAUUGUGUGGAUGUAGUCCGUACCUUUUGGCAAUGUUUACAAAUGGGAUGCAAGAGUCGGAACAAGAGCAUGUACAGAUUCGGGGCCUUGAAGCAUGGGCUAUGGAGCUUCUGUUGGAGUUUAUGUAUACCAGUGAGAUAGAAAUAACUGUUGAGAAUGUCCAGGGUAUUCUACAAGGAGCAAGUUUACUGGGUCUGCAUCAUUUGCGCAAGUCAUGUGCCACCUUCCUUCAAUCACAACUCACGGCCUCCAACAGUUUAGGAAUCAACUUUUUGGCUGAUUUAUACAUGUGUACUGACUUGGAAGCACUGUCAAGACAAUAUAUAUAUCAAAACUUCCUGGAAGUUAUGCAUUAUGAGGAGUUCUUUCAACUGUCUGAGGAGAGAUUACUUGCAUUAUUAAAAAGUGACAAGCUACAGGUGACAAAUGAACACCAGGUAUUAGAAGCAGUAUGUGCCUGGCUACAGUGUGACGAGUCCAACCGAACUCCAGUUGCCUGCAACCUUCUUCAAUAUGUUAAACUUCCUCUCCUAGGCCUCAACUAUCUGGAAAAUGUUGUGUUAAAAUUUGAAUUUGUGAAAAAUUGUCCAAAGUGUCAGUUGCUCAUCAGUAAGGCUAUAAACAUGCACCAUGAUGAGGCGGCCUUGACCUUAGUGACACCACGUGCUCAGCCUCCGUGUAUAUACGUAAUGGGAGGUCGUAACAGCACUGAUUGUCAACUCAAGAGCAUGGAGAAAUAUGACUUCCUCAUUGAUCAAUGGAAUACUGUGACUAACAUGAACAUAGCACGGACAGCUGUAGGAGCUGUAAGUGUAGAUGGUGUGCUGUACGCCGUGGGCGGGGAAUGUGCUCUUGCGGACACUCAGGAGGACACCCUCUACCUACGCUGUAUGGAGUGUUAUGAUCCUGUUCUUCGACAAUGGAUACCAAAACCGGAGAUGAAGAUUGCACGCUCCUUUGUAGCAUGUGUAGCUAUUGGAAGAAUGUUAUAUGCUAUAGGAGGGGAGGACGGAUCGUGUAGUUAUUGUAUUGUUGAGAAAUACGAUCAGCGACAGGAAGUUUGGAGUUUUGCUGCAAGUAUGAAGAGGAAGAGAGCUGGUGCUGGCACUUGUGUCUGUGAUGGCAAGAUCUAUGUCGCAGGUGGCUAUGACAAGAUCUUACAUCUUGACCGCGCCAGUGUUGAGUGUUUUGAUCCUGCAACUGAGGAAUGGACGUUUGUGUCAGAGAUGGAGAAGGCACGGUCUGGACUGGCCCUCGUCAGUGUUGAACACUACAUAUAUGCCUUUGGUGGGCGCUACAAACACACGGAUCAGUACACAGAUAUGGUAGAAAGAUUCAACACCUUGACCAAUCAAUGGACGACUAUAUCCUCCAUGAAUACACCUAGAGCAUGGCCUGGAAUUGCUGCAUUUGAUGGAAAAAUUUAUCUGAUGGGAGGCUUUGAUGGCACAAGUCGGUUACGUAGCGCUGAGGUGUAUGAUAUUGAAUUGGACCGAUGGGCCUUCCUCAGUAACAUGAUUGUGAGUCGGGCAGGCUGUGGCGCUGCAGUUGUGUAGAUCAUCUGUAUCCGGAUUCAAGCUGGCAGACUGUCUACAUAGUGUUGUAUACGCCAUCAGGAACAUGAUUUAAGCUAUUGGACUUCAGACAUGGCCAAACUUUCAUCAGUUUUUCUUAAUUUAAUUUUUCUGAAACUUUUCGUUAAAAUCCAAUGAUACUUUCCUAUGGAAAAUUUUAAGUUAAGAAUUUUCAGUUAUAAUGCUUUGCUUUUGGAAAUUUGAACUUAAGAAUUUCCUAAUUAAGCAUUAAUGAAUCUUGAGGCCUGGUGCUGUAUAGGCUGUCUGUAACACGGAGAGCCACCAGUAGGUGGGGGGGGGGGGGGGUUUUGUAGUUAAUUCUAUGGUGUUGAUAGGGACUUUAGGCUAGACACCUGUACAGUAUUCAAAAGUCCUCAUUGUGGUAGGCAAAGCAAAUACAGCAGAAAUGAUGAGAAACAAUACCACUGAAUCCCGUUCAUAAAUGUAUAGUCUUUGGCCUGUGGAUGUAAAUUGACAAUGACUUUAAUUUUAAUUCCUUAUGAUUGUGAAUCGUUACAUGUCCAUGAGAUGGAGAGGGUAAGAUUCAGUGUGUUCAUGUUCCUCGGAAUAUAUAGCUGAUAUACAGGUUGUCCCUUCAUGAUAUCAUGGUGCUUUGUAUUAAGGAAUAAUCUAUCUUGGGUUUAUUUUUUUGUUUACUGGUUUGUAAACUGCAUAUUUUACAAAUAUUUUAAAUGACCAUAGACAACAAAAAAUGAUUUUUUUUAUAUUUACUUUUUAAGGUGCUGUGGAAACACAGCCACCUAUUGCUAUGCUAGGGAACUUUUCUUCGAGAACAAUUUCAUUCGGAACUUUUAGGGAAUAAAAAUAUCACUAAUUUCUAUGAUAAAUCCUGACGAGUUCAGGAUAGGAAUGGUAAUAAUUUUUCCAAAAAAAACCCACUAACAACCCGCUAGACAAUCUAUCUCCUGGCACGAAGUAUUUGUUUGUUAUUUAGUAAUGUAAUUUACGCUUUUAUCUGUUUGAAGACAUCUGCUUAAGAUGAAUAAAUUAUAGAAAAUCAUACACAAUCACCUGCCUUAUCCCUGAGUGUUCCGAACUAUUUUCUGUGCGAUUUAUUACGCUUGCUGCCUGGUUUUUGCGAGGAAAAGUAACGAGUACACACACUCUAGUUGAUGCGAUAUUAGAAAGUCAUCUCGAUCUCUAGAUCUUGGGUUCAUAAAAAUGGCACUUGCCCUUUGAAUACUGGUUUUAGUCUCAAAUUUUCAAAUUUGCAAUCGAUAAGUCAAAUCUCCGAUUGUUACUACAUUUUAUACUUAAAAUGAAAGUAGAAUACUUCUGAUUGGUUCUUGCAUCAUUUCCAAGAAAUACAUCAUUUCCAAGAAAUUGUCCUGCAAAAACGGCUGUGCUGGUUGAAUUGAUUAUGAGGAGAACCUAACGUUAGUUUGUUUACAUAACAAAUUCUGAGAGCAAUAGAGGUUCCAUGUUUUGUAUCAGUUGAUAGUGAAAUGCAUGUAUAAUGUAAAUAAAAUGAAUGUGUGAUUCACCAAGUCACCAGAGCUGAAAAAGGACAGUAGGCCCAUUCUUAUAGCAAUAAAUUACCAACAUGUUUCUUCUAAUGUCAAAUGUCAAAUAUUUUUUUUAUUAUACAGAUCAAUUGAUGUAUAUAGAGAAACAAAAGCAGUAAAUUGAGUACAAUUUAAAAACUUAGGAGUCAAAAUACACUGGGAAAGUAAUUAAUAGGAAUAACUAUAUGUCAAAAACAAAAUAAAAAGAAGAGUGCCAACUCCUGAAUCCAGGUAUCUUUGUUUGGUUUGUUUUUGUUUAACGUCCUAUUAACAGCCAGGGUCAUUUAAGAAAUAUCACGAUGUGGUUUAUCAAGAAACAUUACAGGUAUUACAGAUUGAUUGAUCUAACAAUUAAACUUAAUCAUACUGUGCCAAUUAAGUCAAGUGAGGUUUUAAAGGAAUAACUUUGAAAAGCUGGUCAUUUGUGUUGCUUGAAGUUUUAUUAUAUUUUCACUGAUUUUAAAGAUGAAUAUAUAAAUAGGCAGAUUUUAUUAUUUUCAACAUAAUUAAAGGUAUAGCAAAAUAAAAGCACAUUAUGAAUAAACAUUGAAGAUCCUACUUGUUUUUUGGUAUCUGAUAUGUGUCUACAAGCUUUGUGCGAUAUUGAUGUUGAUCUUUAGAACACACAAUUAACCCUUAUAUAUAAAUACUUUGUUAUCAGCAAGAGUUUGCUAUGGGAAUAUUUUUUGGAAUUACUGUAUACUUCAUGUUGGUGUCACUUGACUUUGAAAAGCUAGUCACAUGGUUCAGCUUGUUGAUUAGAAAAUUGUUGACUAAAAUGUGAAAAAAAUGUUGAUUAAAACGGGAAAAAAUUGUUGACUAAAAUGUGAAAUUAAUGUUGAUUGAAAUGUGAAAAAUUACUGACUAAAAUGUGAAAAAAAUGUUAACUAAAAUGUGAAAAAUUGUUGACUAAAGUGUGAAAAAUUGUUGACUAAAAUGUGAAAAAUUGUUGACUGAAAUGUGGAAAAAUUGUUGACUAAAAAUGUGAAAAAAAUAUUUACUUAACUGACUCAUAAUCUUAAUUUGGUCAGUGGAAACUUGUCUUGCAUGAGAUGUUUGUAGAUGGUAAUAUUACAAGUGUCACUUAAUUAGCAAAAUUGUCAAGCAUUAAAUUGGACACACGUGUAGCUCCUCUAAAUUUUACAAAUAUCUUGUCAUCUAAAACAAAGUAUUAAAAAGUUUUAUUAUUA
Pecten maximus is the source of this 4686-nucleotide messenger RNA. RefSeq names its product kelch-like protein 3. The record is from RefSeq and is a predicted model, not a curated record. The transcript has 7 exons. Lineage: Eukaryota; Metazoa; Mollusca; Bivalvia; Pectinida; Pectinidae. The coding region runs from base 216 to 1952 and encodes 578 amino acids. Gene Ontology annotation, molecular function: protein binding.